Mesocestoides corti is the source of this 2289-nucleotide messenger RNA. The record is from the annotation of a GenBank genome assembly. NCBI's taxonomy places the organism in Eukaryota, Metazoa, Platyhelminthes, Cestoda, Cyclophyllidea, Mesocestoididae.
AUGACUGAUCGAAGGACUGCAAACGACACAACCGAUAGACCAGCCUUGCCUUCUGCUGCUGCUGGUGGUGGUAGAGUUGCGGCCAAACAGGCCUCCUGCAUCCCACUGCCCGUGGUCGCGUACUCCUCGCGGCUUCCGAAACGCGUCGAGCUGUCCGAACUCGCCUCCCGCGAGGCACUGCUCGCACAGAAACGCUCCUCGGACGUGGCCCUGGCUGAAACCCAAAUAGCCGCCGAGAGGGACUUGAAGAGGGCGCGCCUGGAGGCGCAGGCAUUGGUGUCCGAGAAGGCAGAGCUCGCGAGUCGGAUUAAAAUCCUGGAGCGUCGUUUGGCAGAGGCAGAGUCGGAGACGGCGGCAAUUAGACGACAGCUUGAGCAAAGCAAAAUCGAAUCGCAGGCCAAAAUCGAUGCCAUCGUGGAGUCGCACAGGCAGGAGGAUAACCUGGCUGAGAAAUGUGAAACGAUCAAUGCCGAAUUGGUCGACCUCAGGACGAGGUUGGAGGCAAAGGCGGCUGAAAACAAGUCGCUUCAGACUGCGAUUGAAACCGUCGAAGCUAAAUUAGAGGCGUCUGAAAGGUAUGCGCGUCAUGUGUUGAAGAAAAUGUACACUCGGAAUGAGAAGUGCGAGGAUUUGAUGCAGCUUCGGACCGAGGACAAAGCUGCGCUGGAUGAGCUUAACUCUGCCAUCAUGCAAUUUCUUUCACGUGCCUUCCAAGUGCAGGACCUGGAGUCGGAAAACGCCUCAUUGAAGGACAACUACGAGCGGAUUUCGCGUGGUCCCGGCAACGCAUCCAGCCUCGUCUCGCGACCAGACGGCUCCGGUCUGUGUCUGCGCUCCAGCUCCAUCCUCCAAUCCACGCGUCUUGAACAGCGCGUCGCCAAACUCGAGUCGGAGAACGCGGAUCUGCGACGUUCAGCGAGCCAAUUGGCCGUCGCACACACCGAGGUGGAGGGUCUGAAGGCGCACCUCGAGCGAGCCAAUCAGUGGCGAGAACGCGCCCUAUUGGCUGAGGACAAGGUCGCUAAGCUCGCCGACGAGCGCGACUCGACUGCAGCGUCUCUCGUGGACAAACAUGUCCUGCUUCAGAGUCAGCGGGAAAAUGAAAUCUUAUUGGCGGAUCAGGGCCAACUCAGAAGCGAGUUACGGGCGACUUCGACAGAAUUGAGGACAGUAAAGGAAAGCUGUGACAAUCUCACAGAGGAGCGGAAUCGACUUAAGGCUGCUAUGGAGUGUCUGGAAGUCCGUUCUCGCCGUCUAAAUCGACGCGUUGUAAUCCUUCAGCAGGAACGCGACAUGUACAAGCGCUUUGUGGACAGUUACGAGGACGCGGAUGCAACUUUGUCUUCCCCAGCCGGUGAACUGGUACACCAAUUCAGCGACAUGGUGGGCAAGUUGGCUGAGUCACUUCAAACAUUUCACCGCCAGGCUGAAUCCGACGACUGCGAGCUCCGACGUCUGCACUCUGAUGUCGUUUCCUGUUUGUCGAAACCUUCGGUGCAUGCUGUAGGUUGUGAAAAGUUAUCAAGCGCGUACUUUGAGUGCUUCAGAAGUAAGAAGGAGUUCUUGCUUCUUUGCAGACAGACGAACGCCGAACUCCAAGAACGGAUCGAGAGCUUGGAGAACGCCAGGCUGGAAGCUGAACGAGAAAUCGAGUGUUUACGAACCAACGGCGCGUACAAUCCCGACGAGACGCAGGUUCUCCACUUCAAGGCGAACCCCGCCACAGAAGCCAAACGCAGUCGCGAGGAGGAGCUGGUCAGUUUGCGCAAGGAGAACGCCCAAUUGCAACAGCGCGUCAAUUGCAUCCAGUCGUUGACACGUCCGUGCACAUUUCAGAUUCUCCAGGAGCGCGUUUGUCGAUUGUACGAGUCGAGGUCCAAGCAGACUGCUCAAGGUGACGUCGAGACCACCGAGUCGGGAAAUAUCACGUUGGCCGUUCACGAGCGCCUCAAGGAUCAUCCAGAUCCCAUCUCUGAAAUCCAGAUGAGUGAGUCGAUUCCAUCAAAUCUCAUUGUAGAGCUCAAAUCGCAGUUGCGGACGGAGAAAUGGAGGGGCGACCGUCUGAUGGAGACUUUCGCCACGGCGAGCAGCGAGUUCCGCGAGGCCUGUUCCCUCCUCUUCGGCUACAACCUCCAGAUCCGCCAGCCUGGCAUCUACAAGAUCCAACUCUCCUCCACCGCCUGCAACAGAGGCGAAUACCUCAAGUUCAAGGUAAUUCGCGUCUUGAAUGCAAUUUGCACGACCUGCGCUUUCUACCACUUCCCCUUCGAUGCUUUAGCGUACCGGUGA